Physella acuta is the source of this 982-nucleotide messenger RNA. RefSeq names its product neuronal calcium sensor 1. Lineage: Eukaryota; Metazoa; Mollusca; Gastropoda; Physidae. Gene Ontology annotation, molecular function: calcium ion binding; calcium sensitive guanylate cyclase activator activity. The record is from RefSeq and is a predicted model, not a curated record.
GCAUAAAGGAUUUAGAAAAGAUUGUCCGGAUGGAAAACUGACUUUAGAGGGUUUUACAAAAAUCUAUCAACAAUUUUUCCCGUUCGGCGACCCAAGCAAGUUUGCUAACUUUGUCUUCAACGUCUUUGACGAGAAUAAGGAUGGUUUCAUCUCAUUUAGUGAAUUUUUACAAGCGCUUUCUGUGACGUCACGUGGGACGGUGGAGGAAAAAUUAAAAUGGGCAUUUAGGCUGUACGACCUUGACAAUGAUGGCUAUAUAACACGUGACGAGCUAUUAGAUAUUGUUGAUGCAAUAUACAGGAUGGUGGGCGAGUCCGUCACUUUACCCGAGGAAGAAAACACGCCAGAGAAAAGGGUCAAUAGAAUUUUCCAAGUUAUGGAUAAGCAUAAACGACUACGUAAUCUCCAAUGUAAUAAAGAUGACCAGUUGACAUUUGAAGAAUUUCUAGAAGGUUCUAAAGAAGACCCCACCAUAAUCCAAGCCUUGACGCUGUGUGACUCAGGACAAGCUUAACCUAUCACCUUUAACCUUUGCCUUAUAUUCUAUGCCACACUUUUAUUUUGUUCACAUAAACUCAUCUAAACCUUUCCACACUAUUCUCCCGUUUUAAUCGGAAGUUUUUUUUUUUUUUAAAUUGUUUUUAUUUUAUUUUAAACUAACAUUUUUUAUGAGAGCUGUGUGUUGAUUGGAUAAAGCACUACGUCAAAUUUAUUUUCAUUGGAUGAUUAUUUAUGUCUUUAUUUUCUGAGCUCAACUUAAUGCAACAUUAUUUGUGUUUGUGGUGAUUAAAAUGAAUGCAUGUUUUGAAUUUCUAUCAAUUGAUUACAAACAUUUUAUUUAAAUAUUAUAAAUGUAAUUUUAUAAAAAUAGAAUUCAAUAAAUUUUUAUGGAAUUAAACAUACAAAAUAAAAAUUAAGAAAAAAAAUUGUGAUUUCCGGUGAUGCACUUAGAUAUAACCGUUAGAGAGGCACGUUGAUUUUC